Molecule: messenger RNA, 510 nt
Organism: Dioscorea cayenensis subsp. rotundata (Guinea yam)
Lineage: Eukaryota; Viridiplantae; Streptophyta; Magnoliopsida; Dioscoreales; Dioscoreaceae
Product: protein NYNRIN-like
Exons: 1
Coding region: 1-510 (169 amino acids)
Molecular function (GO): nucleic acid binding
Source: RefSeq, a predicted model, not a curated record
AUGGCUUACUACUGGCCCACCAUGAUUACUGACUGCAUGGAAUUCGCCAGGAAAUGCCACAUUUGCCAGCUCCAUGGCGAAACUCUCCAUCAACCCCAAAAUACUCUGGCAUCAUGGCCGUUUGCAGCUUGGGGAACCGACAAACUCAGACCGAUAGAUCCUCCAUCCUCUGCUGGUCACAAGAAAAUAUUGGCAGCAACAGACUCUUUCUCGCGUUGGGCCGAAGCUGUUCCGCUCAGAGAAGUCAAAGCAAUAACGGUCAACAAGUUUUUCCUGAACAACAUUAACUAUCGGUUUGGGGUCCCCAUCAGAUCACCUCCGACAACGGGAAGUCCUUCCAGAACACCAAGGUGUGGAAGUUCGCCCAUCAGUCUCAUCUUUACUGGAUCUACUCCACCAUAUACAACGCGCGACCCAAUGGACUGGCGGAAGCGUUCAACAAAACCCUAUCUAUCUAACUUGCUGAGUAAGGUCGUCUCUAAGGGUAAGAGGGAUUGGCACUGGUUUUAA